This is a messenger RNA of Penicillium lagena, 1509 nucleotides long. RefSeq lists its product as uncharacterized. Bases 1 to 1509 code for a protein of 502 amino acids. The record is from RefSeq and is a predicted model, not a curated record. The transcript has a single exon. Lineage: Eukaryota; Fungi; Ascomycota; Eurotiomycetes; Eurotiales; Aspergillaceae.
AUGAAACGCAAACGUACUUGCGAUAGGAGGCUUCGCGAUAUUCGCAGAAUUGAUGGUAAUCUAAAACCUGAAAACCGGGACAAGUUAUUACGAGGCCUCGCCCAGCGGUCGCUUGCUCUCGAAGGAGUCAAAUGCGGUUAUUUGGAUGUGGAUGAGAUGUGUGAAAAAAUGAAUAAUGGGAAUCUCAAAGGAGGACGAAAUGGUAAAACCGUACAAUUUGUGACCAAUGAGCUGGGCAUCGAAUCAGACGACCAAGACUUUGCCGUUCGAGCCACUCGUGAGGGCAUGAAACAAUUGGUCAUGGAGAGAGUCCUAACAGAAAAGCUUAAGGAAACGCUGCUACAAACGUUACAGGAAACGCAGGAUGAAACAUUGAAGCAAACCUUGGGGGAAAUGAUAAAAGGCUUCAAGAGUGCAUCAGGAAUAUCUGUGUUUACAGCCCUGGCUCUCAGACCCUUUAGAUAUCUCAAAUACGGAGAGAUCCCUGAGUUUGCAAAUUGCUUGCUGGAGCCAGGUGCGAUGCCUUCAUUGAUUUUGAUGGAGGCGGAAUCCGACAGCAUCGAUCCUAUAGUCUUCAUCACGAAUAUUAUGCGAAAGACCUCAGAUUGGCUUGAAGAAUUGCAGUUGUGUUAUGAUGGUGAGUUAGCCUUUAACCUAAAUGUUUAUUUUUACCUCAUCCUUGUAAUAGCAUGCAUUACGUGCGACGACCAGGAAGCUCAGCUAACCGGGACGAAACGCAUUCAGAGGAGUGCCCUGAGAAACGAACAACCCAUGACCGAAACUCCUAUAGGUGCAAUAACCAAUCCUAGCGAUUUGUCGAUACCUCACAAUCAUGGACCUCACAAUCAUGGUUCAUCUGCGCAGAGCAAAUCAUUAUGUGCUACUCAAACGGCAUCGGCUUACAAUGAUGAUGGAUGUUCUCUUAUCCAAUCCGUUGGUUUUCACGGGGUCAGUUGGAUACCAUUCGACGGAACACCCGACCAUGCUGGAUCAGAUGUUUCAGAGUCUUUUGAAGAAAGAAGCCUGAAUGAAGAUGUCGAAGUCACUGGAGGGCCUAAUGAUGAAGAUACCGAUGUAGCAACAAACAGGAAUGGCAGCAACGCACAAAAUGUCUACAAAGACAUCAGAUGGGAGUCUGAACAUAAUCAUUGGAUUGAUCAUGUGCAAUCUCAAAUUUUACAUGCGCCGCAAGAAGAGCAAGCAAAUGAGCAAGGUCAUAAGACUUCUGCAGGGCACAUACCUGUUGCCAUGCCAGAUAGUCAGGAGCUUAUUGCGCCACUCACCCUCAUAACGAGCGCGGAUAUUCCUGAUACGAUCGAUACAAUGGCAUCACUCGCCAUCAAUUCGAACAAUGAUCUCUUUGACGCAAUUCAUAUGAUGGCAUUAGUUUUCCCAGAUGCAGAUACGAAUUUGCCUGACGCGAGCGAUCUCAUGAUGGCAUCAUUCGCCACAGGCGCGAAUGCGGAACCCCUUAACGCGAUCGAUAUGUAUCCGUCUAUUUCUACUUAG